Messenger RNA from Morchella importuna, 459 nucleotides. RefSeq lists its product as uncharacterized. The record is from RefSeq and is a predicted model, not a curated record. Lineage: Eukaryota; Fungi; Ascomycota; Pezizomycetes; Pezizales; Morchellaceae. Bases 1 to 459 code for a protein of 152 amino acids. The transcript has 2 exons.
AUGGACCCAAACUGCGCCAUCUGCGACGGCCCUCCCAAGAACCGCUGCGACUGCGAAUUCCGUACUCUUGUGCAUGCCGUCGAGGAGUCCGAGCAGCGAGUGCUGGAGCCCAUGUACGACGAGAUCCGUACAUGGGUAACCACACAAGCGCGCGCUGCAAUCCACCGAGACUUCCGAGCGCGGGAAGCGCGGCGGAAGACGGCCUACGAGCGGUGGCUGCUGGACUAUGGGGCGAGAGCGCCGAGAUGGCAGCGGGAAGAGAUGGCGUUCAGUCUGCAAAGGGCCAUCAGUGAGGACUGGAAGGCGGCCGUAGAGAGGUAUCCGGAGGUGCUGGAUUAUUACUAUGGCGAGGUCAAGUGGAGUACUAGGUCGGGUGGGGAAGAGAGACGGCCAGGCGGCGGCGGGGGCGGUGGAGGGAGUUCGAGGACUAGUAGGAGAAGAGAGGUGUGGCAGGGUUGA